AUGCCCCUGACGAGAUUUGCUGCCGAUGUGUUCGGUGUGGUUACAAUUUGUCUAGUAGCUCUCUUGAUCAUCUUCGGUCUCGUAUGCAUUGUCUACUCGUUUUAUUUCCGGUCACGCGUUCGUAAUCAGGACUUGCUCAGCUACUUCAGUGGUCCUUGGAUAAUCCGAAUCACCUUCAUUAUAUUUGUCAUCUGGUGGGCUUUUGGUGAAAUUGUACGGUUGAGUUUCCUGAGACGUGAAGGGAGGGUGUUGAAUACCCUUGACUACAAAUGGCAGGAAAAUGUUUGCAAGGGUUAUAUCAUCUCGAAUCUCGGGUUUGCAGAGCCAUGCUUGUUCCUCACACUCGUGUUUCUCCUGAGGGCUCCCUUACAGAAGAUGGAUUCUGGAAUUUUAGGUCACAAAUGGAAUGGGAAGACAGCAGGAUAUGUUCUUCUGUUUUGCCUGCCAGUGUUUGUACUUCAACUCUGUGUUAUUCUGAUUGGGCCUCAAUUGCGCAAAGAUGAGGCUACCUUGAUGAGAUUGCCCCUUUACUUUACCAGCACAGCUACAUCUACAACACAGAGCAGUGCUGUUGUUGCCCUCUGUACUUACCCUUUACUAAACACAAUCCUCCUUGGGAUCUUUGCCACCGUGCUUACCCUCUACCUGUUCUGGCUAGGAAGGCGCAUCUUGAAGUUGGUCAUCAACAAGGGUCUUCAGAAGAGAGUAUAUACCCUAAUAUUCUCGGUUUCGAGUUUCCUCCCAUUGAGGGUCAUUUUACUGGGGCUAUCGGUUUUAUCUGAGCCAGAGCGACUUCUUUUUGAAGCUCUUGCUUUCACAGCUUUUCUUGCCCUUCUGUGUUGUGCUGGGGUCUGUAUAUGCAUGCUUGUGUACUUCCCUGUUGCAGAUUCUUUGGCCCUGGGGAAUCUGAGUGAUUUGGAGGCUAGGAGAAGGGUCAGUGAGGAACACAAUGAGUCCAUUUCCCUUAUUGCUAACCAAAGCUACCCGGAAGAAAGCAGUAGGAUAAGCCCUGACAGUAACUCUGAUACAUCUACAAAGCGUGGAUCUAUAUCUUUUCGUGCUUAUGGGAAGGACGGGGCUUCGACUGGCACAUUUGUUGAGCUGAGUCUGUUUUCUCCCAGUCGUGACGCUACCCCACCAGGAUCGCCCCCACUUCUCGGCUGGCCAAUGCGAGCUCCACCAGCACUAGCUCAGGGACCGCCUUGA
Molecule: messenger RNA, 1206 nt
Organism: Linum tenue
Lineage: Eukaryota; Viridiplantae; Streptophyta; Magnoliopsida; Malpighiales; Linaceae
Source: the annotation of a GenBank genome assembly